Molecule: messenger RNA, 654 nt
Organism: Cololabis saira (Pacific saury)
Lineage: Eukaryota; Metazoa; Chordata; Actinopteri; Beloniformes; Belonidae
Gene: sst1.2
Product: somatostatin 1, tandem duplicate 2
Exons: 4
Coding region: 114-503 (129 amino acids)
Biological process (GO): regulation of cell migration
Cellular component (GO): extracellular region
Molecular function (GO): hormone activity
Source: RefSeq, a predicted model, not a curated record
UCGGGCCUUAUAAGAGCAGAACUCAACGGGACCAGGAGCAGAACAGAACCAGAGCCGGACCAGACCAGACCAGACCAGACCAGACCAGACCAGAGACUUCGCCUGAACCAGAAAUGCAGCAGCCACGUUGUCCCGUCUCUCUGGCCGUCGCGGCCCUGGCCCUGUGCAUCCUGGGAGUUUCCUCUCAGCCCAACAGAGACCAGGACCAGUUCCAGAACCAGGACCGGGACCGGGACCUGGACCUGGACCUGGAUCUGCGCCACCACCGUCUGCUGCAGCGGGCUCGUAACGCCGGACUCCUGUCUCAGGACUGGAGCAAGCGGGCUGUGGACGACCUGCUGGCCCGGAUGUCUCUGCCUGACCCCCAGGGCGAGGCCGAGGUGGUUUCCAUGGCGACGGGAGGGAGGAUGAACCUGGAACGCUCCGUCGACGCCAACAUCCCCCCCCGCGAGCGCAAGGCCGGCUGCAAGAACUUCUACUGGAAAGGCCUGACUUCCUGCUGAGGCCCCGCCCCCCGUGGAGGCCACGCCCCUCUGGACCUGGGGCCACGCCCACCUGGACCAGGGAGGCCGGAACGACCAAUCAGCAAUCGGCUGGUUGCAGCGCAACCUAAAUAAUCAAUGUAAUUAUUAAUUAAAGAGAGAAAUCAAUCAA